GUCUUCUCUCCUAGAGAGGGUCUGUUUCCCAGUUCUUGGCAACCCAUCAUGGUGCAGUGUGGAGAAGAUGAAAUGAUGAUUCAGGUUCAUCGUGAUCUCUUUCAGACAGGCCACUUUAUCCAAGCAAAGGAUCUCAGCAUUUGGCCACAAGCCUGCCAUUACUCUAUUGUUAAUCAGUCUGCUACCUUGAUUAUCUUCAAAGUGGAACUCCAUGAGUGUAUCCAGAACUUGCAGGUAAUAUUGCAAAAUGUUGGGCUGAUGUUUUUCUUGUACUAUAAGCCGGAGUCUGCAAGCAACUUGACAACUGUUAAGAGUGCAGAAGAGUUCCCCAUUGCUUGCCACUACUCAUGGAAAAAUGAUGUGAACAGUAAUGCCAUCCAGACCACCUGGGUACCUUUUACUUCAGCAACGUUUGAGAAAGAAAAGCAGUACUUUUCCUUGCGUCUGAUGACAGAUGACUGGCAAGCUGAAAAAAAUUCUACUGUAUACUUGUUGGGUGAUAACCUCCAUGUUCAAGCAGAUAUCAGAAAAGGAAACCACUCACCACUCCGCCUGUUUAUUGAUACCUGCAUGGCCACAUCAAAAGCUGAUGGAGAUUCUGAUCCACAAUAUAAUAUCCUCGACUUCCAUGGAUGUCUCAUAGAAAGAAAUUUUCAUGAUGUAGGGCCAUCCUUCAUAAUUCCAAGGACUCAGUUAGAAACACUCCAGUUUACCAUUCCAGCAUCCCAAAUCGCUAGAGACGAAAACAGCAUGAUCUACAUUGCAUGCCAUCUGAAAGCCACUGCAGCUGCCCAGGAUCCAGAUUUUUUAAAUAAAGCUUGCUCAUUCAACAGAGAAAGAGAGAUUUGGUUACCUGUAGAGGGUUCCAUGGAAAUCUGUAACUGCUGUGAGACUGGAGAUUGUGGUUCUCCUGGAAAGCACAAAUCAAGUGAUACCGGCAGUCUUCAUGUGUCCAGCCAAAGGAAAACUGGUUCAAACAGAAAUUAUGUUGACCUCUCUAAAGGAGAAAUGGAAGCUGACCUUGUGGUGGGUCCUGUCUUAAUCCAGAAGGCUGCUGGGAAUCAUGAAAGAGACCAAGUAGGAGUAGAAGAAGAGAUGCUGGCAAAAGGCCAGAAAGCUAACAUAUUUCCUGUGAUAGAAGUGGAUGCUGAUUAUGAAAUUGGACAUGAGUUUAUCCUUAAGGCUGAUAAAGAACUACAUUGGAUUCUCCUUCCAAACAGAACUGUGAAAGUCUUGUCCAUAGAUGAAGUAUUGGCCAUGGGAUCUAAUGAUGAAUCUGAUGAGGUAUACUCUGGCAGUGGCGACCUGAACAUUGAGAUGUCACCUGUGGACAUGAUCAUGAUGACACCUCAAGAUGAAGUAUUGGGCAUGGAUUCUGAUGACAAAUCUAAUGAGAUACACUCUGACAGUGCAGAUCUGAACACUGAGAUAUCACCUGUGGAAGUGACCAUGAUGACACCUCAAGGCGUUGCAGCCUCUAGGAGGCUUUUGUCUCUCUCUGGCUUGGUUGCUUCAGCAACGGAGAGCAUUGGUGGCCAGCCUAUGAGGUUUUCCCUCAGGCUCCUUUCAUUGUCUCUCACCGCUGCCGUGCUGCCCAAAAGACCAAUCUCUCAGUUGCCAAAGGAGCCAAAUGCUGCAGCCGUGCCGCCCGACGAGAUGAUCGCUGCAGCUGCACCGCCGGAAAAGCCGCUUCUAAUCGCGGCAGUCACAGGAAUCAGCGUUUCGCAUGCCACCGCCUCUUCUUGCUGCCCCAGCAGCGUCCUUCAUACGGCCAAAAAGGUCUCUGGUAUUCUGGCCUCAAAACCAUUCUCCUCUGCAGAGGUCGACAAAUUUGACACCACAGAUCCACUCUUUUCACGUCCACCCGUUGAAAAGGAUAUAGUUCCUUCCCCAAAACUAUUCCUGGAAUCAUCUCCCAAUGCGGCCACCAAUGCUCCAGAGGACGCUCUCCGUCCUGAGGACAAACGCUUUGAGCAAUCACUGGGUGGCUCUUCAUUGACUGACGCAGAUGCAGGACAGGAUCCCUCCUGGCGAUUCCUGCGCUCACCAGGAUAUCAACAAGCUCAAAGUGACGAUUCCUGCGCUCACCAGGAUAUCAACAAGCUCAGGUGGCGGAGUUGUCCUUUCAUGGGACGGAUGGGGGAUUUGCCUACCCCCAUCCUCAGCGACAGGCUCCCCCAAGACAGAGACAUUUCCAAAAAACAUCUGGUUGAACUAGCUAUCGGCCAUCUCCUCCAAAUUCAAGCCAUCGAGGAGGUGCCCCUUGAGCAACAGGGGCGGGGUUUUUAUUCCCGUCUCUUCAUAGUGCCUAAUCUUCGGGAGAUCACAGGAAAUUUCUCCGUUUUUUUUAUGAAGGGAAUCAUUUCCAAUACCAAACACUUCCAUUCGGCUUAUUCUCGGCCUCAAGGAUUUUUACUAAGAUCCUUGCUGCUCUGGCUGCCCAUCUCAGAUCUCUGCCGGUUAGAAUGUUAUCUUGAUGAUAUUUUAUUACUAUCCAGGUCAUCACAUCAGGCCCACCGGGAUGUCCAGCUCACCCUUCAGAUCCUAGAGGACCAUGGCUUUCUGGUCAACUUGAAGAAGAGUCACCUGCAGUUCACAACUUGUCUCACGCACCUGGGGGCAGUGAUAGACACUUCUCUGGAACAGGUAUUCUUAUCUCCAGAAAGGCAGGUGAGCAUUCGCGACCUUGUCUCAUCCAUCCACGGCCAACAGAUGGUUCCUCUCAUUCAACUGUCUCAACUUCUGCGAAAGAUGGUGUCCGCUUUCCACAUCGUUCCGUGGGCCAGAUUCCACAGUCGCCAGCUCCAAUGGCUGCUGCUCCCAUAUCAGAAGGCAGACUGCAGUUGCUUGACACACAGAAUUCGCCUGACCUUGGAAGGUGAUCCCCGCACUGGUGGCUCUCCCCUGCCGUGGAACAGGGAUCUCUAUUUUGCGCCCCCCCCCUUAUGCAUCACUCUAACAAUGGAUGCAAGUCUGCAAGGCUGGGGAGCUCACAUUCUGUCGCACACGGCCCAAGGCCUUUGGUCAUUCUCUGACCAGAGGAACAGUAUCAACUGGUUGGAGCUAAGAGCCGUGUUUCUCGCCCUGCUUCGGUUUGAAUCUUUCGUGGCCAAUGUGCACGUACUCAUCCUUAUGGACAAUACCACCACCAAAGCACACAAAACCGGCAGGGGGGGGACAAAAUCCCAGACUCUGUCUUUCCAACUGAUAUUUUGGGUGGAAACCCACCUGUUGUCUCUCCGGGCUGAGCACAUAUCAGGGGCCCAAAACAUUCAGGCAGAUGACCUCAGCUACAUGCACAUCAAUCCAGGAGAGUGGAGCUUACAUCGGCGCAUCUUCCAACAACUUACGGUCAGGUUCGGACUUUCAGUUCUCGACCUCUUUACCUCCCAGGACAACACUCAGCUACCAAGGUACUUUGCACGCUAUGCGACUCCAGGUGGGGAGGGUGUGGCUGUUCUGAGGAGCGUGUGGCCUCUGGGCCUUCUGUAUGCCUUUCCCCCUACCCCUCUCAUUCAGCAAAUGGUGCGAAAACUGCUGGUGGAAAGGGCAGAACUAAUCUUGAUUGCACCCCAGUGGCCCCGCAGGCCCUGGUUUGCCGACCUCAUGAACCUCUUUGUAGCUCCACCGUAG
Molecule: messenger RNA, 3633 nt
Organism: Thamnophis sirtalis
Lineage: Eukaryota; Metazoa; Chordata; Lepidosauria; Squamata; Natricidae
Source: RefSeq, a predicted model, not a curated record